Molecule: messenger RNA, 1789 nt
Organism: Tachyglossus aculeatus (Australian echidna)
Lineage: Eukaryota; Metazoa; Chordata; Mammalia; Monotremata; Tachyglossidae
Gene: PGAM1
Product: phosphoglycerate mutase 1
Exons: 4
Coding region: 80-844 (254 amino acids)
Biological process (GO): glycolytic process
Molecular function (GO): intramolecular phosphotransferase activity
Source: RefSeq, a predicted model, not a curated record
CCGUUCUCCUCAGAGGUCGGUCGUCGUCCUCCGCGCUCCCUCCAUACCUUCCUCACGGCCCUUCACCGUCCCUCAGGCCAUGGCCGCCUACAAACUGGUGCUCAUCCGCCACGGGGAGAGCGCCUGGAACCUGGAGAACCGGUUCAGCGGCUGGUACGACGCCGACCUCAGCCCCGCCGGCCACGACGAAGCCAAGAGGGGCGGCCAGGCGCUAAGAGAUGCCGGCUAUGAGUUCGACAUCUGCUUCACCUCGGUGCAGAAGAGAGCCAUCCGCACCCUCUGGACGGUGCUCGAUGCCAUCGACCAGAUGUGGCUCCCCGUGGUGAGGACCUGGCGCCUCAACGAGCGCCACUACGGGGGCCUGACAGGCCUCAACAAGGCGGAGACGGCCGCCAAACACGGCGAGGCCCAGGUGAAGAUCUGGCGCCGCUCCUACGACAUCCCGCCGCCUCCCAUGGAGGCCGACCACCCCUUCUACAGUAACAUCAGUAAGGAUCGUCGUUACGCAGACCUCACCGAGGACCAGCUGCCCUCCUGCGAGAGCCUGAAGGAUACGAUCGCUCGGUCUCUGCCCUUCUGGAAUGAGGAGAUCGUCCCUCAGAUUAAGGAGGGCAAGCGAGUGCUGGUCGCUGCCCAUGGCAACAGUCUGCGGGGGAUUGUCAAGCAUCUGGAAGGCCUGUCAGAGGAAGCCAUCAUGGAGCUGAAUCUGCCCACGGGCAUCCCCAUCGUCUACGAGCUGGACAAGAACCUGAAGCCCAUCAAGCCCAUGCAGUUCCUGGGGGACGAAGAGACUGUGCGCAAAGCCAUGGAGGCCGUGGCUGCCCAGGGCAAGGCCAAGAAGUGAAGGCCUCAAGAAGGCAGGCUACUGGCCCAAGCGAGUAGUAGCCGGCCCUUACCCCCGUCCCUUCCCCGUCUGUUCCCCCCAACUCACCCCUCCACUCACUGACCACGGCCAUAGGGAUCGUGAGACACAGCUGCAGGAGAGGGAUGGAGGGCCCCCCUCGUCCCCGCUUCCUUUCCUUCGGCCCCAUUCCAGAGCCCCUCCCCGACUCGGUUCCUCCCGCCACAUUCGCCAGAAGGUGAGCGCCAGGGCUGGUGUCCUCCGUCAGGGGCUCGGAGGCCAAGAGGAGUAAUGGGGAGAAGUGCCCAGUUUAGGGGAGCAAAGUCACUGGCGCCCAAAUCAUUCCCAAGAGCCAACCCGGCUACGCGGCCCUCUCGUCCUCCCCUCCCGAGCACCGUCCUCCCACGGAGCUCUAGUCAUUCCAGUUGAAAACGUUGCCGCCGGCAACCCGGAUGCAAACUUCCGGAACCAGGUUCGGUCUUACUUGGAUCGCGCCUCCAUCCCAAAUCUGCCGGGAGGACACUGGGAUCAGUCUGAUGUUUACCUGUUGCACUUGAACAAGAGGCCCUUCCUCCUCCCUCCCCUUCCUUCCUUCGAGAGAGUGAGAGGCUCUCGAAGUGAAACUGCCCCAUUCUCUGGUUACUAGUGAUCUCCAGUCAUCCCCAUCCUGAAUAAGAGGGGGGCCUUCCUUAUUUCUGAGGGUCCAGAGAGCUCUUUAAUCUAGAAUCCCUCACUUGCUGGUCUACGCUAGUGAAUCACCUCUUGAGACGGUCUGCGUUGCCUGUGUCUUUCACUGUGUCCCAUUUCCAGUCCAUUGUGAUCCCAGCUGCCUGGCUCUGCCCUCCGGGCACCGCACUCAGUUUUAGUAAACUGUACUAGGGUAGUUUUUUGGUUGGAUUUUUUGUUUUUUUUCGGUUCAGUACAAUAAAGGAGUGAUGUGCAAUACUU